AUGUCGGAAUGGAGCGGAUUUAUCUACGCCUCUGCCGCCCCUUUACCCACCUUCAGUCGACGGACGCAGGGUGAAAAGGAGUGGCAGCGCCCCGAGACUCCCCCACGAUCCAAUUCGGCCUCACAAGACCCCAACCGCAGUCGACGUCCGUUUCGACACACGAGGACGUCCAGCGGCAGCCAGGGUAGCCGCUCGUCGCACGAGUCGUCCCUGCUGCAUUCCAGCAGCCCCGCCGUGGGGGAAGACGACACCCAUCACUCUCGUCCUCAGUCCAAGGUGGUGUCAUCUGACUCGCGCGUGCCUACCGUGAGCUCUUCCAACAAAUCUCUCCUGAGCCUUGGGACAGGCAGCACAGCGUCGUCCAUCUUCUUCAACCGACCUCUGGUGGCCGCCGACAAGAACCGCCAGCGCGACCGUCAGAUUCGCCAUCGUCGCCCCGAGACCCCUUCGUCUGCUUCUGUUGAUCUGAAAAAUGUCGCCAUGUAUUCCGAGCUGGAUGCCAGUAACAAGCCCAUGUCGGGCGUCACCAAGCAGAUAAACCUUUCCUUUCCACGAACCGACUCUGUAUCAUCGGCCAGCGGCACCACGAUACUAUCAACACACACCAUGACCUCAACUGACCCUGCCAACUCGACCGAGAACCCCGCUACAAAACCCUUUGUCGUCCGCAAUGGACGCACCUACUUUAACGACCCUGGGGCGGCCUAUCCUCUCCCCGCCGACCUGACCGAGCUCCAUCGACAGUCGCUCCGAACGCUGCUCUUGAUACAAGUCUAUGGCGCGCCCGUGGUUACCCCGUCACUACGGGUGAAUCCGCCACAGCGCGUGUUGGAGCUGGGAUGUGGUACUGGGUUUUGGAGUAUGAUGUGCCACCGGUACUUUAAGGAGCGAGGCCACAGCGGGAUCUCAUUCACAGGCGUCGACAUCGCGCCCCUGGCCCCGGGGAGCCCUGGGUCACCAGCCGAGCUUUGCAAGCCCGACAAGGACAUGAAUUGGCGGUUCGUCCAGCACGAUCUUCGUCAGUUCCCCUGGCCUUUUGCAGAGGAAGAGUUCGACCUCAUCAUGGUCAAAGACUCGUGCAUGAUGGUUCCAAGUCAUGUCUACCAGCUCUUCAUCGAGGAGUACCUACGCAUGCUCAAGCCUGGCGGUGUGAUUGAGAUAUGGGACAGCGACCCGACGUUCCGUAUGCUUCGGCCACAUGUACCCAGCGCGGUACCCGGUUCCAAUGAAGCAGAGGAGCAUGAAGCAGCUCUGGACCUCGGCGCCUAUCUGAUGACACCAAAGACACCACUCUCAGCACCACUGAACGCAUUUCUAGUCGAGUACAAUACCUGGUUAUCACGUGCUCUCGAAGCUCGGCAACUUUCGCCUGUGCCUUGCUCUCUCAUCAAGGCCUACCUCAUGCAGGAAGCCGAGAUUUUGACCGAGAUCCGAUCGAAGCGGUUGGCUAUUCCCCUAAGCGAAGUCCGAUGGGAGCGAGAGGGCGUCGGCGGUGUUGUGACCAAGGACGGCAAGUCGUACGUGGAGAUGAAGGCCAAGUCAACGCCGCACCAAAAGGUCGAAAAGAAGACCUUGACAGCAGGGCAAGCCGCGCUGCGCAAGACUGCUCUCCUGACCGCUGCGCAGCUGGUGCAGGCGCUUGAACCGAUUCUCCGAGAAGCAAGCGGCAAGAGCCAGGAUGAGUGGGAUGUCUGGCUCAGCAAGAUGAUGGCGGACCUUAUGAGCGAGAGUGGGACAAGUUGGGGAGAGUGCUUGGAGGUGGGAGCAUGGACAGCGAAGAAGAGACUCGUUCCCGCUGGUUAA
This is a messenger RNA of Fusarium keratoplasticum, 1803 nucleotides long. RefSeq names its product Methyltransf-25 domain-containing protein. The transcript has a single exon. The coding region runs from base 1 to 1803 and encodes 600 amino acids. NCBI's taxonomy places the organism in Eukaryota, Fungi, Ascomycota, Sordariomycetes, Hypocreales, Nectriaceae. The record is from RefSeq and is a predicted model, not a curated record.